UUUGGCAAUAAAUGAAGAUUGAUAUAUCAGCGUGUGUGAUAUAACUUGGAUUUCAGUAUAUCAAAAACAUAUCAGUUUUAUUUAACGUUUUGUAUGACGGCACUAACUCGGAGACGAAGAUUGUUCGCAAUUCGACACCAAACAACUCGUACACGUAGCCAGGAAUAGCUGUGCGCAUAGUCCGUGUUGAUUUCCCCGCGCUUGGAAAGUUGGAGCAACAGCAGUGCUGUUGAUGAUCAGCAUUAUUUCAAAUGUUGGUAUAUGACUUCAGGGUAAUCAUCUUUUCAAGUGAUGCAAGGCUUUCCCCUCUGAAAUGAGGAAUAUAUUGCAGAACGUUUUGAGUUGCCUGAUUUAUAUAUGUCAUCGAAUGCCUUACAGAGGACAAAGGUGUGGCAUUAUUACGAGAUUAUCACAUUUCAGUCCUUGACUCAGCGCAUGCCAAACAUUAAUUAACGACUGUGUUGAGAUUGGACACCGGAAUUCGAGACACUUCCUAUCACAGUCCCUAGCUGUCGAGGAGUCUAGAACGUUACUUAGACUGAAAAAUGGCUAGCAACUAUCGCGUAUCUAUUUGCGCUAACUUCGUGAUCAUUUUGGGCAGUAUAUUCUUCAAGACGGUCACACCAUGUUCUCCUGAUCCGAGUAAACCAAGCUACGAUAUUACUGAACUGGCAAUACUUGCGCCAGUUGUUAUUGUAGGACAUGUUACGAAUAUUUCGGUGGAUUCAAAUAUACAGAUAUUUACCCAAUACUCUGCCUGCUUGGACGUGAAGGAAAUCAUCAAACGCGACAAUUUUGUGUCUGUUCCGAAGAGAUUCUGUACGAAACAAUUUGGUACCGAAGCUAUGUGCUUGUCUCAUGUAUAUCCAAAUGUUUCCUAUUUAUUUUUUCUGGAUAAUAAUCUUCAAGCAAGAUAUGACGCUCAUUUCUCAGCAGCGAGACUUGCGACUUAUUUCGCGAUCGCACAAGCUCGAAGAGGAUAUUGUGAUGUGAAAAACUCGACAAAUUGUGUCCCACCCAGCAUGGCUGAUGUUCCAAAGCAAUUGGUCGAGGCUGACGAAGGAAAUAGCGUUGUUCUGACAUGUCGUGCUUCAGGCACAAAACCCCACGUUGUCACCUGGCUCUUUGAAGGUUCAAGUAGUAUACCACUAUUUUCAAAUGUUGGAUAUGACGGUAGCCUAUAUAUUCGCAAACUUUCCAAAAGUUCAGGGGGGAAAUAUACGUGUACAGUCAAAAAUGCUGCUGGUAGCAUUUCUCACGACAUUAACAUCGUUGUUAAAUUAAAACAUUGCGGUGGCAAUCUUAUGGUAAAUAAAAGAUUGAAUAUUGCUUCUCCGAAUUUUCCGGGUGAAUAUCCUCAGGACAAGACGUGUGUUUGGAGACUGUGUCCACGGCGCGGGAAUCGAAUCAAAUUUAAUUUUAACAUGUUUCAACUAAAUCCGUACGAUUCUAUUAACAUCGAUAAUGAAUGCAACACACAUGGAGAUUCUUGGAGGAUAUAUUGUGGAAGUGUAACACCUGGUUCUUUUGUAUCGCGAUGUAAAAGCAAAUGUGUCCAAUUGAGAUUGGUUUCAAGAAUCAAAUAUGAACACGAAGAGCAACCUUUUGUUGGUAUGAAUUUCACAGUAGAACCAAGUCGUAAAAGAAGAACAAAGAUGUUUGAUUUCUUAAGAUAUUACUGCAGCAGCGAUUCUGUAAUCAAGGGAAGAUAUGUUUUUCACAAUCCUCCGAUUAACAACGUCAGAAUUUUCGCUCUCGAGAGUUUCAAGGAACCGUAUAGUCAUAACACGACUUACGAUAUUGUAUACAAGAACGAAGACAAAUAUGGUUGUUAUAAAGAGUAUGACUUUAGAAAUGAUUACUACUACUUCAUGACAAAAGGCAGUGGCAUAUUUAACGUGAUAGCAGCCAUACCAGAUAUCAAAUCACAAGAAGCUGAUUAUUUAAAGGCGAUGCUGAAAAGAUACAAAGACAAGGAUCCAUCAUGUCAACCAUCAAAAUGAGGAAAUUCUAUUCUCACAACGUAUUUUAUGAAAAUUCUGGGAAUUUUUUUUGAUAGAUCGUUAUAAUCAGUAUUAAUUAAAUAGUAAAAAAAAUCAGGGUAUAAGUUCUUUUUUAUCUUAAGGUUUCAAAUUUUUCGCUGUUAGCCCUGCAUGCAAUUUAUUUUAUCGGCCUAUAUAUAUACAUUUAGGUUAGUAAGUACUGGAAAAAUAUUUUUAAAAAAUUAAUUGAAAUUUAAAAGUAUAAUAGCGUUAAUGUCAAGAACUGACUAAGCCAGGCCUGACGAUUUAGUCAUGUUAUGCAAAUUAUAUGUUAUUAU
Dendronephthya gigantea is the source of this 2320-nucleotide messenger RNA. RefSeq lists its product as uncharacterized. The record is from RefSeq and is a predicted model, not a curated record. Gene Ontology annotation, biological process: cell adhesion; axon guidance. Gene Ontology annotation, molecular function: protein binding. Gene Ontology annotation, cellular component: plasma membrane. Bases 546 to 2003 code for a protein of 485 amino acids. The transcript is spliced from 9 exons. Lineage: Eukaryota; Metazoa; Cnidaria; Anthozoa; Malacalcyonacea; Nephtheidae.